AUGAGCAUCAUCUCGCUGUCCUCCGGCACGGACUCCGUGGGCCACAUGGAUCGCGGCAGCAGCUCCAGUCUCGCUAGCAGCGCCACCGUUGGCACCAACACCAUCACCAGCGGCAUUUCCAAGGAGUGCGCCAAUUACCCCGUCGGCAGUCAGUCGGCCCGUCCAUACGUCCAACUUCCGGGCAUACACAUUUCCAACCCUCUCCAGUACGGGCCAGAGAAUAGGCAGGAAAUAGACGCUGGCAAAAUGGCGCACAACGGCAAGGCACUCACAGGGCGCUACAAUGCCACGCCCACCUAUGGCUUCGACAACGAGCAGAACUGCCUGUUGCCGUCUCCAAUGGCCCCUCCACCAUACGCCUUGGCACGCGUGAGCAGCACACGCAACUUCGAGCUCGAGAUCCACACACCGCCGGCAUGUCCCGGCUCUGGACCCAUUGCCAUGACGAACGGCACCAUCCAGUUGCGCCUCCGCGAUGGCGUGCGUCGCUAUGCCAAGAUGUGGUACAAGGGUGUGAGCUUCACCAGCGAGGCGUGCGCUCUCAUCUACCUGGUGGACACAGCCGGGACGCGCACCACAACCGACACUUUCACCGAUCUGACCAAGGACUACACCCUGGCAGUGUUCUAUGACGACUCGCGCCAUGGUCCCUCUUAUAUGGCUGAAGCCCAUGACGUGAUUGCCAAUUCAGCUUACACCUGUACCGAGGAUGGCACUGAGAUCUAUGACAUAAACGGAUUUCGCAUCACCCAGGCAGCCGAUGGCCUGGUGAAGGUCACUCGUGUGGACAACAAGUGCUUGAUUCGCACCAGUCCCGGCAAUGGAUCGGCCACUUUGACCACGCCUGGCAUCCAUUGCACUGCCUCUCUGGGCAAGACCUCGCAUCUUUGUUAUUGCAAAUCGGGAGCGCUUUCCUGCUCCCCCAAAUCAGUUGGCCAAAUCAGACCGAUCUCAAGCUGA
Messenger RNA from Drosophila miranda, 960 nucleotides. RefSeq lists its product as uncharacterized. The coding region runs from base 1 to 960 and encodes 319 amino acids. Lineage: Eukaryota; Metazoa; Arthropoda; Insecta; Diptera; Drosophilidae. The transcript has 5 exons. The record is from RefSeq and is a predicted model, not a curated record.